AUGUGGGUCAUCGCCGCCUCCGACACGGCCAAGGGUCACACGGACGACAUCUUGAGCGUCGUGUACAUCCCGCCGGCGACUCUGGCCACGUCUGGCUUGGACAACAAGAUUCCACUGGAGCACCUGUCUGGGGAAAUCCUUCGCGCCGGCUCGUUUGACGGGCGCGUCGGGUAUGUCGUGUGGCAGCUGCUGGCCAACGUGGGCUUGAUCCUCAUGCGAUCGGGCCAGCCGGCGCUCUUGUACUUGGUCCCGUGGGGCGUGAUGGUGGUGGCCAAGUGGUGA
This is a messenger RNA of Aphanomyces astaci, 282 nucleotides long. RefSeq lists its product as hypothetical. The record is from RefSeq and is a predicted model, not a curated record. NCBI's taxonomy places the organism in Eukaryota, Oomycota, Saprolegniomycetes, Saprolegniales, Verrucalvaceae. Gene Ontology annotation, cellular component: membrane. Bases 1 to 282 code for a protein of 93 amino acids. The transcript has 2 exons. Gene Ontology annotation, molecular function: aspartic endopeptidase activity, intramembrane cleaving.